AUGUACCAUCGAGAAGUAAAACGAAUGUUGUGUUCCGUUGCUUUUGUGCUUUCUAUCUCAACUAUCAUAAAGGCUCAAACGCUCAUCGGUUGUGAUUCUGUGAACUGCGUCACUCAGUAUAAUCCACCGACAUGCCCAAUCAAUAAUAUCACACUCUCUGUGAUCGGAAUCACUUCAUUUAAUACUUCGGCCGAUUCAUCACCAUUUACUUGGACAUUGGGGAUUCAAGAAUCCGAGGAAACAGUCGAACCUUCUGUUCCUACUACGCAUCUCAAGCAUCGCCAGACUUCUUCGUCUCCUACAGGCCCUGUUGAGCCCACUGCCACUUACUCCUUCAACAUAACAUUGAGUCGAGAUUUUUAUCUUGGCACCCCUCCGACGGUUAAUUUGACCUCAGAGUCAAACACCCAUGCAUGCGCACUAUUUUUCGAUGGAAUAGCUUCAAACUUAACAUUCGGAACUAGCGCUACGGGAACAUGUAAUGAUGCUCUUACAGCAUCUUGUGUUAAUGACCUAUUAGCUCAAUCUCAAUCUCAAAUGGCCAAAAUUUUGUCAAGCACCUCGAACACUCGGAACGAAACAGUUAUUUGCAAUACGCUACAGUCAGCCAUUAAAUCUCAAGCUCCGGCAUCUUGGUUGAGCUCCCCAAUUUCUCCACCAAGCACACCUAAAUCCCCCGAUUGUAUCCCAACGACUGGAGAGAAUUACGAGUUGUCUUUAAUCCACAACACCACAUCCUCGAGUAUAGUGGAUGUCGCUCACUUUGCGUUACUCUCGGACCUCGCAAGGGGCGAAUUUUAUGACGGCAUUACCCCGAUCCUCACAAUUUUGUGGAACGUAUCCAGUUCUAAUGAUACCUCAUCUAUUACUGCUAGUGCGGAAUCACAUUUGAGUUGUUUGAAAGUGGUAGAAAGUACGAAUGGGGAGAUUGGGGGGGACACUUCUUCACCUCCUAAAUCUGAAGGCUCGAUUAUGGGUAUAAACAGGCAUUGGAGUUGGGGGCUAGUGACGGUGAUUUGGGGAUGGAUUGUGUUUUGUUAG
Botrytis fragariae is the source of this 1041-nucleotide messenger RNA. RefSeq lists its product as uncharacterized. The record is from RefSeq and is a predicted model, not a curated record. Lineage: Eukaryota; Fungi; Ascomycota; Leotiomycetes; Helotiales; Sclerotiniaceae. The transcript is spliced from 2 exons. Bases 1 to 1041 code for a protein of 346 amino acids.